GCUCAUUGGCUCAAAACCCGGAAGUUAUCAGUAUGUUUUUAGGGAGGCGCGAAAAACAUUUCUCGUCGCUUAUGUUUGUUUGAGAAACACAAAAAUUUCUCAAAGUACUUGGGCUUUAGACAUUUUCCGCCUCCCCUUGUCAGCAUGUGUGAAAAGAUUAAGAAGGUGAACAGCUGGCUCAGCACCGUGUUCGGCGAUCAGCCGGUUCCACAGUUUGAGGUGAACACCAGGACAGUGGGUAUACUGUACCAGCUGGCACAGGCCAGUGAAGCCCGGUGUAGUGAAACAGCUCUCCUUGUAGAAGACCUCAAACAGAAAACGUCAGAGUAUCAGGCUGAUGCUGCUCAUCUGCAGGAUGUUCUUCUGCAAGGUGUCGGCCUCUCUUAUUCAGGUCUGUCCAAACAAGCCACAGAGUACGUUUCUGCUUUGGUGGACCACGCCAUUGUACUUGGAGUGAGAGACACGUCACUGAGCAGCUUUUUUCCAGCAAUCAACAACCUGACCAGUGAUAUUCUGGAAGCCGAAAAGUCCAACAGAAGACUUGAGAGAGAGCUGAAAGCCCUCAGAAAGAGACUUGGUGCCACUCUGGUGCUACGGGGAAACUUACAAGAGGACCUCAACAAUACAAAGAAAUCUCAGGCGAUAGAGAGCGCCAAAGCAGAGGAGAGGCUGCUCACCAUGGGUUUUGUGAAAGCCAAAGCUCAGGAGCUCAGUCAAAGACAGGAUAAAUCAGAGGCUCAGCUUGUAUCCAGGAACAUGGACAAGUCUAUUACACACCAGGCUAUUGUGCAGCUCUCUGAGGACGUUAAUGCCUUGAAAAAGGAAAUAAUCCCACUGAAAAAAAAACUGGAGCCUUACAUGGACCUAAGCCCAAGUCCAUCUCUGGCACAGGUGAAAAUAGAGGAGGCAAAAAGAGAGCUGGUUGCCCUUGAUUCCCAGCUGGAGAUGAAUGUGGAUUUUAAAUGAUGUGUCAUUUACAUGUUUGUUUGUUUUUAAACAAAAAUAUACAAAUAAAGUCUUCACCUUCAUACUUUUGCGAUACGCGAAUUUGUUCCCCAAAAUGUUGCCUUUGGAGGAAUGAAUAUCCCAUUUUACUUAAGGAAAUGUUCUUAUGUUCCAUGCCCAAUGUGCAGGAUUUGAUCAUUUUUAUGCUUUUGAAAAUUAGAUUUAGUGAUUCUUUCUGUGUGAACUGGUCCUCUAUGAGAUGCCGUCAUCGAAAAGAGAGCCGAUAGUGAGCUCCACCAAGCAAACAAGGGAUUUGCCUCUGUCAGGGAAGAAUGGAAAUCGCUAAUCUUUGGUGUGGUUGGUCAGGUCUUUGUUUCCUUCUCUUCCUGUUUUUCUAAACACCAUUAAUGUUCAUCAAGUGUUUAGUCUUUAUUCUCCUGUUGCUGUAGUCUAAUUGAGGUUGUGAUUCCACUUGGAGCCAAGCUUUAACAACAUGACAAGAACUUUUCUUCCAACAAGGCUGGCUUGGUAGAUAUGGAAAGUUGGAGGUCAACAAUCUCUUUUCUUGUUUGUUUGAUGUUGUUUGCCUGGACUGACUGAACAUAGAACAAAGUAUAAUAUCAAGCCAAUCAGAGGGGUUAUUGGUAUAUCGUUUCUGUGUUCUUAAACAAGAAUUUAUGCUAUCACUGGACCAUUUCCACUGAAAAUGCUCAACAUGAUCUCAACAUCCCCCUUAAUUAUAUUUACUCCAGGGCAAUUACGCUCCUCACCGUCUGGCCAUCAUGUCUGAACUGAGUCUUAAAAACAAAGCACAGGAAGCCUUUUGAGAUUGACAGCAGAAUACCGCAAGCUUCUGAAGAAUAACAGCGCAUGAAGUGGGCUUUGGAGCCUCUCCCAUUGUGCCUGAAGCUGAAGCGCUGAGUAGAGACCCAGUUUGUCCCGUCUGUAUGCAAAAUCUCAGCCCCGGGUUGCCUCCCAUCUGUCAGCCUCCUUCUACCGGAACCUCAGGCUUGUCAGUCAGCUCGACUCUUGUCGGCCAGGUCUGUGGUCUGACAGGGAGACUGACCCGUUUCCAUGGAGUGGGUCAUGGAUGCGGGGUGGGAGGUAGUUUUCACUGUGGGCCCCCCAGCUUCUCUGAAAGGCACCAUGUAGUCAGGGUAUCAAUAGUUUAUGAAAAGAAAGAACUAGAAAUGGCUAAGAAAAAAAGAGCUCUCCUUUCUUUAAAAGUUUUGACAGUCAGGAUUAAAGUUUGUCAGCCUUAUGUUGACUGUUUUCACACACAAUGUUGCAUCUCUAAAUUGGGAGAUGGGCUAGUUUAUCUAAGUUGUACUGUAUCUGUUCAGUUUUGUCAAAUAAA
Menidia menidia (Atlantic silverside) is the source of this 2302-nucleotide messenger RNA. Lineage: Eukaryota; Metazoa; Chordata; Actinopteri; Atheriniformes; Atherinopsidae. The record is from the annotation of a GenBank genome assembly.